GAGUCAAAGGCAACAUCUGGCGAGUUUUCUUCUUCUUGCUGGGGCUGCGAAGGCGACUGGAAAUGUCUUUUAUUCACGUGGACGAGAAUUCGGAUUUCCCCAUUCAGAACCUGCCCUACGGGGUUUUUUCCACCAAGGACCAACCCAGGCAUAGGAUCGGAGUAGCCAUCGGCAACCAAGUGCUGGAUCUCAGCGCUGUUAAGCACCUGUUCAAUGGCCCGAUCCUUUCAAAACAUCACCACGUCUUCGAUCAGCCAACCCUGAACCAUUUCAUGGGACUGGGCUGGGAAGCCUGGAGGGAGGCGAGGGCUUUUCUCCAAAAGCUGCUCUCUGCGGACGAGCCGACGCUGAGAGAUGAUGCGGAAUUACGCAAAAGAGCAUUUGUCCCUCAAGCGUCUGCUAACAUGCAUCUUCCUGCUGAGAUCGGAGAUUACACAGAUUUCUAUUCCUCCUGGCAACAUGCUACCAACGUCGGCAUCAUGUUCAGAGGGAAGGAGAAUGCCUUGAUGCCUAACUGGUUGCACUUACCUGUUGGAUAUCACGGCCGUGCCUCUUCCGUCGUCGUAUCUGGGACACCAAUAUGGAGGCCAUUGGGGCAAAUGAGGCCUGAUGACGCUAAGCCUCCAGUGUUCGGUGCUUGCAAACUUCUGGAUAUCGAGUUAGAGAUGGCAUUCUUUGUGGGGCCUGGAAACAGACUCGGAGAGGCUGUGCCCAUCGGUGAAGCUCACAAACACAUCUUCGGGAUGGUCCUAAUGAAUGACUGGAGUGCUCGUGACAUUCAGAAGUGGGAGUACAUUCCGCUGGGCCCGUUUUUGGGCAAAAGUUUUGGUACGACCAUCUCUCCCUGGGUGGUGACGAUGGAAGCUCUCCAACCGUUUGCACUGCCAAACCCCGUCCAGGAUCCUAAACCUCUGCCUUACCUCUGUGAUGACCAGCCGUAUACUUUUGACAUCAACCUCUUUGUCUCUAUUAAAGGAGAGGGAAUGAACAAGCCAGCUAAUAUAUGCCAUUCGAACUUUAAGCACAUGUACUGGACCAUGAAACAGCAGCUAGCCCAUCACACCGUCAAUGGCUGCAACCUCAGGCCCGGAGAUCUCCUGGCCUCUGGAACCAUCAGCGGACCUAAUCCUGAAAAUUUUGGUUCCAUGUUGGAGUUAUCUUGGAAGGGAACAAAAGCAAUUGACCUUGGGAAUGGCCAGUCCCGGAAAUUUCUGCAAGAUGGGGAUGAAGUCAUUAUCACAGGCCACUGCCAGGGAAAUGGUUAUCGAGUCGGCUUUGGGGAAUGCUCUGGGAAAGUGCUCCCAGCCAAAGUGAUCUGAGUAUCGUCUUUCAAGAGUAUCCAAGAGAAGGAGGAAGAAUUCCUUUCGUAAUGUUUUCUUCCAGUUUCGGACAUUACUGUUUACUGGUACAAAAGAAUGUUAGUUUUUCUCUCUGUAACAACUUUUGAAACAACUAAAUUUUUGUAAAGGA
Molecule: messenger RNA, 1470 nt
Organism: Eublepharis macularius
Lineage: Eukaryota; Metazoa; Chordata; Lepidosauria; Squamata; Eublepharidae
Gene: FAH
Product: fumarylacetoacetate hydrolase
Exons: 14
Coding region: 63-1319 (418 amino acids)
Biological process (GO): L-phenylalanine catabolic process; homogentisate catabolic process; L-tyrosine catabolic process
Molecular function (GO): fumarylacetoacetase activity
Source: RefSeq, a predicted model, not a curated record